This is a messenger RNA of Physella acuta, 2571 nucleotides long. RefSeq names its product melatonin receptor type 1B-A. Gene Ontology annotation, biological process: G protein-coupled receptor signaling pathway. Gene Ontology annotation, molecular function: G protein-coupled receptor activity. Gene Ontology annotation, cellular component: membrane. NCBI's taxonomy places the organism in Eukaryota, Metazoa, Mollusca, Gastropoda, Physidae. The record is from RefSeq and is a predicted model, not a curated record.
CAGAUGUGACCGCGUUGUUCAAAAAGUAAAUGACAAUCUCAUUUGGAUAGAUUUAAUUAGAGCAUACGUCAAACAGUGUCUAGAACAAAGCGGGUGUACGUUUGGUGUAUUUCUAUGUACACUUGGAUUGAUGCUAUUGGUGAGACCUGCGGAGCGGACUGUGAUGGUCUCCGUCCAUGAGCCCAUUGAACGAGAGCCGGGGUUGGUUUAGUGUUGAUGGAGCUCCACACAUCGUGGCCAUGGACCCGCGAGAAACACAAAGGCAAGAGGCGUAUUACCUCUUCUUUGUGGCCAGCCUGGGUAUGCUGCUCAACCUGCUGGUCGUCAGCAUCAUCUUUCUUCGGCGAAAUCUCAGAAGGAUGACCAGUGCUUUUCUCAUCCACGCUGGAUUCUUAAACCUUCUGAAGGCAGCUUUCUGCAUCCCAUUCGGCCUGAACCUGCUGAGCGGGGCCGACGAGAAGAAAGAGAACGAGCCAGAGGACUGCAACUUCCAAGGUUCCUUUUACAUCGUCAUCGUCACAACCUCGGCCAUCAACAUGGUGGCUAUGAUAUGCACGGAGGCGUACACAUUCGGUGAGGUCAACGUCGGGGGCAAUUCCCAGGGCACCAGUUGUUGUAUUCUUUUUGGAUUACUCGUCGUCUACAUCACCAGCGUCAUUCUCCAUCUGGGCCCCACACUGAUAGGGGGGGACAUUGUGUACAAUCCUGACAUAGGAAGCUGCGCCUUCCAGCUGGGCACCGUCACGGGCUAUGUGGCCAAUGUCAUGUGGAUUGUCAUCAUUACACUCGCCUUUGUGGGCGUCGGCCAUUUCUUGAAUAAACUUUACAAGGAGAUACAGCUCAACAGGCCGAACCGCGUCUCCAUGCUAGUCCGUCAUUCCAUUACAAUAACAGACGGGCUGGGACGAAAGCCGUCAGCCUGUACGGUUCAUGAGAUGACACAGGAGGCAAUGCACCGGGCCAAGAUCUUUGUCAUCACUGCCAUAGCUUUUGCCUUGUGUUGGUACCCGUUGUUUCUUCUUAUUCUUAUAGACGUCAACUUCAAGGUUUCCCCAAAGGUUUAUCAAGCUUUCAGCUUUAUAGCGUGGACGGAGGCGAUGGUUGAGCCAAUUAUCCUCAUCUGUUUUGACCGUAAUCUCAACCUUCUGGCACGGUUCAUGUACUGUGACCGGGACCAGUACACCGCCACACAGAUCGCAUACCUCAUGUCGCCCCAGGCCAGCCAGCAGCAAGACGAGCUGACAAAUUCCAUCGAGACCGGCGACACAUUCCAUUGUGGAGCUCUCCAUGGGAGCCACACUCUUGUCACCAACAACCAAUCUCUCCUCACAGCUCCCUGCUGCCACUGCGCCCACGUCCCCCCGGGUGAAACCACGCCCCUGCGCCCCCAGGCACAAUACCGGCUCUGCACGCAGGGCAGCGAGCCUCCCCUAUGCUCCAGCACAAGCGAGCUCCGGGGCUUUAGAGAAUUUUCCCCACCAGCUGAGAACACGAACGGCAUUGAGAUGAGCUUUACUCCCUUAAGAGUUGAAUACGAUCCAAUCCGGUCUAAAGAAGAAGUCUCAGACCUGCAAGACGACGUACAGUGCUAGCCUCGAGCCAAAUGAACAGAAAUGGCAGGACAUGCGGCAGGACAUGCGGCAGGACAUGCGGCAGGACAUGCGGCAGGACAUGCGGCAGGACAUGCGGCAGGACAUGCGGCAGGACAUGCGGCAGGACAUGCGGCAGGACAUGCAUGAUGUGAGCUGUGUCAUCAGUUACUGGAAGCUGUUACACUAAAGCGACCAAUGACCCCAAACAAUGACCCCAAACAAUGACCCCAAACAAUGAUCCCAAACAAUGAUCCCAAACAAUGACCCCAAACAAUGAUCCCAAACAAUGAUCCCAACUACUGGCUAGAAGGCUGCUAAUUGAUUUAGAAAAUCAGAAGUAGGGAGGGAGUGAGUGGCCUUUUUUUUUAAAGAGGCGGUGUUUUUUCUUGAGGGUUUUUCUUUAAUUUUGUUAGGCGUUGCUCUUAGGUCAAAUAUGGAAGUUUAAAUUGUUGGAGCCACAAGUAGCACGGGUAAGCAUGACAUUCACAAGUUAGAGACUAGUGGUCCACACACAAGAUCAUUAGUGUUGCUAGAGACCACACACAAGAUCAUUAGUGUUGCUAGAGACCACACACAGAAGAUCAUUAGUGUUGCUAGAGACCACACAGAAGAUCAUUAGUGUUGCUAGAGACCACACACAAGAUCAUUAGUGUUGCUAGAGACCACACACACAAGAUCAUUAGUGUUGCUAGAGACUAGUGGUCCACACACAAGAUCAUUAGUGUUGCUAGAGACCACACACACAAGAUCAUUAGUGUUGCUAGAGACUAGUGGUCCACACACAAGAUCAUUAGUGUUGCUAGAGACCACACACACAAGAUCAUUAGUGUUGCUAGAGACCAGUGGUUUUUCUAUGUUUUCUCAGCAGCCUUACAGGUGUUUUUUUUUUUUUAAUUUAAAGUUUUUAAAAUUUACAAAUUUAAAAAAUGUGGUAUUUAAAUAAUUUAUGUAAUAAACUUUGCAACGCUAAGAACUAAUA